CUAAUGCAAGACCUUUAAAUUUCAAUUGGAAUUAUCAUUUCGGUUAUAAUCAUAUCACCAAUUCAGUGUUAUCGACAAACAAUGCAAUAACAACAACCACACCGUCUUCAUUCAUAUUACCGAAUUCUACUAUUGGUCAUAAUAAUAAUAAACAUCAAUGGAUGAUUCAUCAUAAUGUUGACUAUGAUAAUCAUAAUAAUAGUAAUAACAAUAAUAAUAUUCAUCAUGAUUAUGACAGUGAUGUUAAUCAAGCGGCACAUUUUGUUGGUUUAAAAAAUGGUGGAGCUACAUGUUAUAUGAAUUCAAUUAUACAACAAUUGUUUACAUUGGAACCAAUACGUGAUUGUGUACUAAGUGCUAAUCCAGAAAUUGUCUUAGCUAAUUAUAGUAAUGUUGGAGGAGUAGUGGAUAAACAGAUGAAUACUUUCAGUGCACUGAAAACAGAAACAAACUCUCAUGAUAAUCAUAUCAUUGAUAAUGUUUGUGAGCAGACACUG
Schistosoma turkestanicum is the source of this 497-nucleotide messenger RNA. The record is from the annotation of a GenBank genome assembly. Lineage: Eukaryota; Metazoa; Platyhelminthes; Trematoda; Strigeidida; Schistosomatidae.